Drosophila subobscura is the source of this 1139-nucleotide messenger RNA. RefSeq lists its product as uncharacterized. Lineage: Eukaryota; Metazoa; Arthropoda; Insecta; Diptera; Drosophilidae. The record is from RefSeq and is a predicted model, not a curated record.
AAAUAAAUAAACAAACACUCUGAAAUGGAUACCCUUUCGCCUAACAAUGGCUCCAAGUCGAGCUCCAGCGGCAGCUCGGCGGCCAGCUCCUCCAUGGAUCUGGGCAGUGGCAAGCAGCGCCAUCAGCGCGGCCAGAAGAAGCUCUCCCGCAGCAGGAGUCUGCUGCAGUUGCUCAGCAGACACUUGGGCAAGCACUUCCAUCACCACUCGCAUCAUCCGCAGCACGAGACGGUCUACAGCAGCCAGGACGACAUCCGCAGCAGCUCCACAGACUCCUUCAGCCUGAGCUACGAGCGCGGCUCCCACGAAUGCACCGGCGGAGGCUCCAGCCAGGAUCUGGAUGAGCCCACCUCGGGAUACUCGCGGUACUCGCCCACGGGCCUCGACUUCUACGACAACCAGGGACACAUCUACGUGGAUGCCGUGUUCCGGCCGGGCAGCGCCCUGGAGCAGCUGCAUCCCCAGAUGCACUACGACGAGGACAGGAGCGAGGGCGGCAGCAGCGAGGGCAGCAGCAGCAACGAGGGAGAGGCAGAGGGCGACAACGACGGCGACAAUGAGCGCGAGGACGACAACGACAACGAUAAUGAGAAUGAAAAUGAAAAUGAAAACAGGAAGCAAAGAUCCGCCUCGGCGGCAUCCGCUUCCGCCUCCAAAUCGCACGGACUCCAUCUCAGCCGCAUCUCCAUCUCCUCGUCGGUCAGCCGGAUGCUCCAGCACUUCUCCAGCUCGGCGGCCACCACGGCAAACGCCUCGCUGCGCUCCCUCUCCUGCAGCAGCACGCCGCUGCAUCGGCAGCUGAAGAAGAAGUCCCUCUCGCCCCACAACUCCAACAGCAGCAGCAGCAGCGCCUCCAGCAGCUCCAGCUCCAAGUCCUCCUCCUCCUCCUCGAAGAAGGACAAGAAGCAGCAGAGCAUCCUGCGGCCGCCCGUACAGUACGUCUACAUGAAGGGCAUGUCCGGCCUCUACUCGCGAGUGCCCAGCUACGCGGUCUGCUGCCCCUACACCCUCCACCACAUGUACUAAGUGGAAGGGGCAGAUGAUGCUGCAAGGAGUGGAGACGGGACUGGAUACGGAUCCCAGGAUCCUAGUGAUGUACGACGAGUGCCUAAAUGCCAAGGAGCAAGGAAGGUGGCAGC